UCGAGGCGGUCAUACAAAACGGCAGUCGCUUGCUUAUUCGGUCGGUCGUUCGUUCGUUCUCUCUCCUCUCUCCUCGUACUGUUCACAGUUUGCUCAUUGUCUGUACGUUUUGCCUGUGUUCUUUACCGUUCGUUCGGUGAAGUGGGGAACUGGGCAAGUGCUGAAGGAGGAAAAGGGAAGGCAGAGGCAGAGACAGAGACAGGCACACUGGUCGUGGUCGUGGUUUUUGCCGUCAACGGUCAAUAACGCGCCCACACGCCUAUAAAAAGAUUUCUGUUCGUGUCGCUUUCGAGCGUGCGUGCGUGAGUGAGAGAGUAAGUGAACUUACUUUGGGUGAAAACUGCGAAAAAGCUUUUGAAAAACCGUUAAAGCAUUCAGCAUGAAGGAAAUGAAAGUGGCGCGAGUGAUUAGUGAAUCCUCGACUACAUCCGAUAACACAUCCGACUUUAUCGAUAUUGUCAAGAAGUACGAUGUUGUCUACAACAAUCACAAUCCCGAUUACAAGAAUGUUGAGGUGAAGAUGAAGGUCUGGACCCAAAUAUCGGACGAGAUUGGACUAUCUGUGGAAGCUUCAAAGCGAAAAUGGAAGAAUCUCCGCGACAGUUACACAAAAUAUUUGCGCUCCUUUCGUGUGGGCACCAAGACUUCCAAGAAAUAUCAAUAUUGGGCGCACGCAGAUCACAUGGAGUUUCUGAAGCCAUUCCAGGGACCUGGCAGGAAUUCGGCGAAUGGAAAUGGCAAAUCGAACGAUGAGGACGAUACCGAAUGCGACUUUGGCUAUCAGGUUCUGGCCAAGGCAGCCAGCAAUGGAGGCGAGGAUGACCUGAAGAUUACCAUAGCAACGGCUGCGGCGACGGCAACGGCAUCCACGUCAGCGUUGAGCACACAGACUGUCAACAGCUAUACGACUCCUAUAUUGACGCCUAGUGUGGCUGCCACGCCCCCCAAUCUGAUCUCGCCGGGCAGCACAGUUGGUGCUCCGCUCCAGAGUCACAAUAGUAACAGUAACGGGAGCAACUGUGCCGCUGUGGCGCCUCUGACCUUCAACGCCAUGUCUCCGCCAGCGAGCAGCAGCAACUCCAACAGCGGAAUUCUUUCCCUGCCCGCCUUGCCGCUCACCGCUGCUGGCAAGGCUUCAGCUUCGGCAGCAGCUUCCGCUGCAGCGGCAGCCAGUGCAAAUGCCGCUGCUCUGGCCACACUGGCCAGUCUGCCCAUGGGCAUAAGCGGUUUACCCGCGGCGGCUGCUGCUCAAAUGUUCCCGCUGGCCACACUGAAGGCAGCUGCAGCUGCUGCCGGAUUACCGCUGCCAACGACGCCGUCGCUGACGCCCAACUGCAGCACGUCCAGCAAUGUGGGUUGUCUGAUCAUCGAGCCGCAUCUGUUUGCCGCUGCGGACAACUUCAAGAAGGAGCUAAGCGCGGCUGCAGCAGCUGGUGCGCCUCUGGGACUAUUCCAAAACCUGGCCAACAGAGCGCACUGUCUCAAUGGCAACGGGGCGACCAUUGGCAUGGGAAAUCCAACGCCUCCUCCGCCACCGCCACCCAGCUCAAAGGUUCGUCGGGUGCAACCUUCGCCGCAGACAGCUGCCAUCAAUCUGAGUUGCUCAGCGUCAACUACCGCCUCCUCCUGCUCUCAGCCCUCUCCCGCCAAGACGCGCAAGAUGAGCGACCCGCGAUUCCCAAGCGACUGGGAUGUGUCCGCCGUGCUGCAGGCCAACCGGGAACUGGACGCCAAUACCUUGUUCUUUCUUAGCUUGGCGCGACAGGUGCGUGCCAUGCCCAUGAAGUUCCAGUCGCUGGCCAAGAUGCGUUGCAUGCGCAUCGUCAGUGACAUUGAGCUAGAGCUGGAGAACUUUGACUGCAAUGGAGUGGUGCCGCCCGAGGAGUCCGGCAGCACGGCCAAUCUCAAGUACUGCACGGACACGCCGCCACCGCCGACCCAGGAUGGAUCAGCGUUAAUAUCAGCUGGUUCCAUGGCACCCGAGGGAUCCACUGAGCACUUUGUCUAUGUGAUGUCGCCAUCCCGUGUGGAGAGCAUGAUUGAUAUAUCCUCCGACGAGGAGAGUAAUAUGAAUGGCGGAUUAAGUGCAGCUGCUUCCGCUUCCAUUUCCAGUGCAGUGACGGGAGCAGUGCAUUGAGUGCAUCAUCUCUCUCUCCCUCUCUUGGCUUAUUAGAUACUUAUAUUAAUUUUAAUAUUAUAAU
Molecule: messenger RNA, 2201 nt
Organism: Drosophila innubila
Lineage: Eukaryota; Metazoa; Arthropoda; Insecta; Diptera; Drosophilidae
Exons: 3
Coding region: 380-2137 (585 amino acids)
Biological process (GO): regulation of transcription by RNA polymerase II
Cellular component (GO): transcription regulator complex; nucleus
Molecular function (GO): DNA binding
Source: RefSeq, a predicted model, not a curated record